AUGUCAACCUCCACCUCCUUCCUUAAUCCUUCUUUCUCGCCAUGCGUAUAUGUCGCUGGGAGAUCUGCCGAAUCUGUGCCUGCUUCUUAUCCUGACAGUGUACCUACAUAUUACAUACUGCGGUAUGGCUGGCCGGCGAGCGUCUUGGUCUUGGUGUCUCCCGCCGACUACACCCUUGUUACUAUAUUACGGUCAAGCCAGUUGCUCGAGCUCGUUGAUUCCAAAUAA
Morchella importuna is the source of this 228-nucleotide messenger RNA. RefSeq lists its product as uncharacterized. Bases 1 to 228 code for a protein of 75 amino acids. NCBI's taxonomy places the organism in Eukaryota, Fungi, Ascomycota, Pezizomycetes, Pezizales, Morchellaceae. The transcript has 5 exons. The record is from RefSeq and is a predicted model, not a curated record.